CAAGGUGUCUCCGUGUACACGCCAAUCUCGUUAUAAUUUCUGCGCUAUCUUUGUUAACUGUGAUUAACGUAACUUUCGUUCUGUCCAUCGUGUUCGAUGUAGAAUUUGAAAUUGAUUGAAUUUUAAUUAAUGUUUUGAUUGAUGAAUCGAAGUUGUGAACAGUGCUGACAUUUGUAUGUUAAUCUUGAAAAAUGACAAUAGCAAUGCAUACAACUUAGUAUUGGUUCUAGUACAGUAAUAAAUUUGGUAAUCCGUAAUUUCGUGAUGUUUUAAAUAUUUAUUUAUUUGUCUUCGUUGUUUACUUUAUUGUCGUUUGACAAUUAAAUUCGUGAUUGUACGAUGCAAAAAUUUCGUGUCGCGAGCUUCAAGACACGAUUCGAAAAUAGUUCAUCGAGCGGUGGGGCGGGCAAUCAACGAGGAUCAAUGGCGGUCGAUAUUUUAGACGAGGACCACUUCGCGGUGAGCGCGAUCGUCACGGUCGGUAUGCAAAUUAUCUUCUUCACGAUCGCGGCGACCUUCCAGCUGGACAAAUUGACGGACUUUGCCGGUGGCACAAACUUCAUCAUUCUCGCCCUUCUCACUUUCUUUCUCGGCCAAGUGGGCAAGCCUUAUGACAGUAGGCAACUUAUGGUCACCGUAUUUGUUUGUCUGUGGGGAGUUCGCCUAUCUGGAUAUCUCUUGUACCGGAUUAUUAAGAUUGGACGAGAUAAAAGGUUUGAAGAUCGUCGUAGCAAUGUAAUUCGUUUUGCAGUAUUUUGGACGUUUCAGGCUGUUUGGGUGUACGUGGUGAGUCUCCCGGUAAUUAUCAUUAAUUCACCACGACACAAAAUUCCACCUGCCCCUAAAACUAUGACACCGUACGACAGCGCCGGUACAGGUCUCUUCGUGACCGGCUUGUUAGCUGAAACAUAUGCUGAUCUACAAAAAUUCUCUUUCAAACAGGAUCCUAUAAAUAAUGGGAAAUGGUGCAACGAUGGGCUGUGGCGAUUGUCUAGGCACCCGAAUUACUUUGGGGAGAUAAUAGUAUGGUGGGGUAUCUUUGUGAUAUCUUUGAAUGUAAUUGAAGGAGCCGAAUGGGUCGCUAUAGCUUCUCCAAUCUUCACUACGUUUAUUAUUCUAUUCUUGUCUGGGAUGCCUCUGUUGGAAAGAGCUUCCGAUGAGAGAUAUCGCGACAACGCCGAGUACCGUUUUUACAAGCAGUCCACGUCGCCAUUGAUACCGAUACCGCCGUCAAUCUACAUGGAGGUGCCACAAUUCCUCAAGUUUAUCUUCUGCUGUGAAUUCCCUUUGUACGAUUCGUUGGACGUGAAGCCACGGGCAGCUGUCACCGAGUCAACGUCCAUAAGUCUAGCAGCAUCCACGUAGCUAUAGCCACACGCCGGACGUCAAAGUUCUGAGUCCGGCGUGCAAUCCAGCGUCACGGCCACGGCCAGCACAGCAUUUUAACAGAGAUGUUGAAAUCUGUGUUUCACUGUUUUUAUCUCUCACUUGAGAGUGAUAAACGAGAAGCUAUGAUCGAUUGACUAAAUUUGGAACCCUGUGUAUGAGGCUGACAUUUGAUUCAUGGCUGAUACCUGAAUAUAUUUAUGUUUCACUGUUGAUGCAAUGUGAUAAAUCACUUCUACCAUAUGGUACUUUAAAGAGAUGCAAGGAAAUCAAAAGAAAUGGUACUUCUAAUGGUAAUUCAAAAGAAUCUUAGAAUCAGAAGUAAUUUAUCUAAAAAUCAAACAUACUUAAUAUUCUCUUAAUGAAUUUUUGACGAGUUCUAACUUCUUUAAGAACUUAAGAUACUUUAAAACGUAUACAAAGUUGAAGAUCUUCAUUGUACUACCUCGAAUAACAUGUUCUUGAUAUUGAAAUCGAGUUCAUCGUUAUAGUUAGAUUGAUAGUAAUUGAAGUUACCAAAAUAAAUGUAUAAUAGUUAAUUCCAGAGACUUGAAAUUAUACAUGUGUAUAGUUUAUGCUGAAACUUCGUACAAAGCAAUUGAGUAAUUUUAUUUUGUAAAAUAUUCAACGGUAUACUUUAGUUGUAUUUUAAACAUAGAUUGUCGGUUUCGUAUAGAACACAAGAUUUAAGUUCUUGCGAAAAUAGUUGCAGCAUUAAUAGCACCAUAGCAACAUGAGAAUGUAAUUGAAAAUAUUUUUGGAUCAGUAGGGACCACACGCACAAUUAUAUUAAUUGCUUAUGCCUAUUUUUACAUGUGUAGAUGUAAAUCUAUAUUUUGGAAAGUGACUUACAAAAUAUAAGAUUAAUGGAAUGCAAAAAGGAAGCGAGUUGCUAUCUAAAAAUUCCUUUCAAGCUCUGUACUUGCUAUCAUUAAGUUACAAAUCUAUUGAAACAUUCUUAAUAAAUCAAAUGUUAUUUCAGAAAAAGUUGUUUCAAGAAAACUUUCAAACUAUGCAUAGAAUGUAAGUUAACGUUUAUUCUGAAUGUAAUUCUAAUAAAAAUUAAGAGCCUGUUUGAAUGAUACUGAGUGACUGGAUAUGAUUGUAGUAUUAAAUUAUAGCAAUAUAAAACAUAUCCAAAUGCCGAGUAGAACUAUUAAAGAACGGAGGCAUAAUUUUAAAAAAGUAUUAUUAGCUGUAUUCUUUAAAUAUAUACUAACUCACAUUCAAAAAUUUAAUGUUUCUAAAUUCUUCUUAUAAAUAAGAUAAAAAAAUUCUAUAAAGUAAGUCACUUGAAAUAUCAGUCACGCUUUAAAAAGAAUGCAGCUAUAGAUUAACAUUGUCCGCCAAAUUAUAAAUAAAAUGUUACAUUGUAAAUGAUCCUCAGAGAUCGUUUCAAUCGUUUGUUGUUAUGUACAUCUUCAGAAUUUUAGAUAAUAAAGAAAGUUGGUCCAAUCACA
This is a messenger RNA of Osmia lignaria (orchard mason bee), 2846 nucleotides long. RefSeq lists its product as uncharacterized. Lineage: Eukaryota; Metazoa; Arthropoda; Insecta; Hymenoptera; Megachilidae. The record is from RefSeq and is a predicted model, not a curated record. Gene Ontology annotation, cellular component: membrane.